Mauremys mutica (yellowpond turtle) is the source of this 666-nucleotide messenger RNA. RefSeq names its product ribonuclease-like. Bases 61 to 504 code for a protein of 147 amino acids. Gene Ontology annotation, molecular function: nucleic acid binding. The transcript has 2 exons. NCBI's taxonomy places the organism in Eukaryota, Metazoa, Chordata, Testudines, Geoemydidae. The record is from RefSeq and is a predicted model, not a curated record.
CAUCACUCUGAUGACAGCAAAGGAACAAGGACGUGGGUUGAUCUAGUGACAGACACAGCCAUGGCUAUGAGGGGACCCCGCCCCUUGCUUCUGCUGCCCCUUGUCCUGCUGAUAGCCUGCCUGGCCCUGGCCAUUGGGCAGUCAUGUGUCACGCAGAACAGACUGUUCAUUAAGCACCAUGUGAACAAUCCACGGACCCCAGCCCCCAAUCCCAGAGCCUACUGCAGCAUGAUGAUGAGGAGACGGGGAAUCUAUGGGAAGCUGAUCAACACCUUCAUCCACGCGUCCAUCCCGUCCAUCAACAAUGUCUGCUUUGGGGGUGGGACACCCUUCCCGAGUGGUCUGCGCUGGAGCAACCGUUCCUUUGCCAUCACCGCCUGCAGAUACAACUCGUUGACCCGCUCCUAUACCGGGACAUACCUUUCCUCGAGAAUUGUCAUCCGCUGCUGCCAGGGGCGCCCCGUGUACUAUGAGGAGCGGAUUUUGCUUCCACCCAGGAUAUAGAGGGCAGCCACAGGACCCUGCUAUUUCCCCUAAGCCCGGUCUGUCACUUACACACCGGUCACGGCACCCGGCUCCUCACCAGCCUGUGAACACUGAUCAGAUUGUUUAGGCGUUUCCAUUCCUCAGCCUAGUGUAUACAAUAUAACCUCACCCCUGAUCCUC